AUGAAUUGGUCAAGCUUUAAGCAAUAUUUAGAAGAAAAUAUUUUAAACGAAAUUACGGAAUCACAAAGUUAUAUUAAAAAUUAUUUUCUAAAAGAUAAAAUUAAGAAUAAAUAUUCCCUUGGUGAUGAAAGUGAUAAAAAAUUGCUAAACGCACUUACUAAUUUAAUUGAUAGCAUUGAUAAUAGUGAAGAUCAUCAUCCACUACCAAAAUUUUCUACUGAAAGAGUUGGUUUAGAUGGCACCAACAAAGAGGUAAUUGAUGCUAGCACUUUUAAAAUCUUAGAAUCAAUUUACAAUGACUUUAUUCGUCCAAAUAAACUAGCUGAAAGUCUUGAUGAAGAGCAGAUAAUCAAAUUUAUUGCUGCGGAUUAUGCUAAAUUAAGCGAAGAAGACAAAAUCGAAUUGCAAAAACAACAAAGUUUAGCUAGUCAGUUUUUAGGUUUAAUUAAAGAAGAAGAACAACGUCGCCAACAGAAAAGUUCAACUUUUAUUGAUUUUUUACGCCAAAACAAUGUAACCGUAGAAUUUCAUAUUCUCGAUCCAUUAGGUUUUUUUACUCUUGUAGACGAACUUGGUAAAGAAUUUAGAAAAUUUGAAAAAGAUGGUCGAAAAAUAACCGAAAUUCAAGAAAGUUUAAACGGCCAAUUAACAAGUUUAAGAACAGAAAAAGAAAGAGAAAUAACAGAACUUAAAAAUAAAGGUUCUGCUGAUCAAACUAGAAUUAGUCAGUUAGAAAAAGAAAUAAAGGAUUUAGAAGAAACUCAAACUAAUUUAUCAAGAAUUAACGACCAAUCAAGGAAACAGAUUAGCGAUUUACAAACUGAACUUAAUGAGAUUAAAUCUCAAAAGACUGAGCUAGAAAAUAAACUUCAAGAUCACGAAACUAACCUAAUUAAUACUAAGAGAUUAUUGGAUCAAAAAAAUAGCGAAUUAAACCGAGAAAUUUCAGAAGUAGAAAAACAAAAAAAACUACUUAGCGAAAAAGAACAGGAAUUAAUCGAUCAAAAGGAAAUUUCUCAACAAAACAGUGAAGAAAUAAAGCAAAAAGAGAGUGAGAUAAACGAUUUAAAAAAUGUUUUAUCAACCAAGGACAGAGAGUUAAACACUAAGAAUGAUGAAUUAAGUUAUUCAAGCCAAAUUCUAGUUGAUUUAAACGAAGAAAAAGAGCAACUAGAUCAGGAAUUAAGAAUCACUCAGAAAAAAAUUAAACAAUUAGAACAGAAAAUUAGUGACCUAAAAUGCAGUUCAGAUCAAGAGACAAAAAAUUUGAAGUCUCAAAUUAAUCAACUAAACAAAGCACAGAAAGACUUACAAAUUAGAUUGGAUAAUGAAAUUCAAAAAAAUAAGGAUCUUCAAAGUAAAGCAGGUCUUUAUUACUUAUCCAACCAAACCUCAAUUUCUAAUCCGGAGGAAAUUCCUGAUAAACAACCACUUCCCCAACUUACUCCCCAAGAGCAGAUAAUUAUUAAACUUUCAAAUAUUCAUGACUCGCUUGAUUUUAAACGAGAAUUUAAUUCUCUAAUCGAGAAAUGGAAACAAGAACAACCCGUUCCCGAAUCAACACUCUCGGAAAUCAAAAAACAAAUUCUAACUCAGUUGGAUAUUUGA
Messenger RNA from Ambispora leptoticha, 1608 nucleotides. The record is from the annotation of a GenBank genome assembly. NCBI's taxonomy places the organism in Eukaryota, Fungi, Glomeromycota, Glomeromycetes, Archaeosporales, Ambisporaceae.